AUGAAGACAGGCGCUCAAAUCCGCCUGCUACUGUGGAAAAACUGGACUCUCCGCAAGAGACAGAAGGUCCGCUUUCUGGUUGAGAUCUGCUGGCCGGUGUUGUUAUUUAUCGGUCUGGUAUGGCUGAGGAAGGCCAAUCCACUUUACCAACAACAUGAAUGUCAUUUCCCCAACAAAGCCAUGCCUUCAGCAGGGAUUCUGCCCUGGAUCCAGGGAAUCUUCUGCAAUGCCAACAACCCCUGUUUCAGAUAUCCAACCAGAGGAGAGUCUCCAGGUGUCGUCUCCAACUAUAACAACUCAGUUUUGGCACGGUUCUAUGUUGAUGCCCAGGAGCUGCUGCUCAAUGAGACGGAGGUCCAGCAGUUUGGCCGUCUUUGGCGCGAAAUGUCGUCCUUCUCAAACUUCAUGGACACGUUACGCAACAACCCAUUUGUGCUGUCAGGCCGUGGGCUGAAGAUAGAUGAUAUUCUGAAGGAUGACGAGGUUCUCACGGCCUUCCUUUUGCGAGACGAGGGCCUCUCGGAAUCUGUGGUCUACCAGCUCAUCAAUGCUAAAAUACGUCUAGAACAGUUUGCCUAUGGUAUCCCAGACCUGCAGCUGAAAGACAUAGCCUGCAGCCAGGCUCUGCUGGAGCGCUUCAUCAUCUUCCCCAGUCGCAUGGGGCUCCACGGGGUCCGCAACGCCAUGUGUGCCCUCACCCAGCAAAGGCUGCAGAAGAUAGAGGACAUUCUCUAUGCUAAUCUGGACUUCUUCAAAAUCUUCAAACUGAUGCCUCAGGUUAUGGACAGCAGCUCAGAGGGGAUUGACCUGCACUUCUGGGGUCGGGUUCUUAAAGAGGCGUCGGAGAAGAUCCAAGUUCUGAUGGCACGGGAGAGCUCUCAGGAACUCAUGAAGGCGGUUUCCUCUCUGUUUCAACCCGGGGGUCCCUCCUCGUUCACCCUGCUGAUGUCCAGCGUGUCGAACCUCUUCUGUGGGUACCCAGAGGGAGGCGGCUCCAGGGUCCUGUCCUUCAACUGGUAUGAGGACAACAACUACAAGGUGUUCCUGGGGGUCAAUGGCACCAAGAGCCACAACUAUGUCUAUGACGACUCGACGACUCCCUUCUGCAACGCCAUGAUGCAGACCCUGGAGUCCAACCCUGUCACAAAAAUUGUGUGGAAUUCGGUCAAGCCCCUGCUGAUGGGAAAGAUCCUGUAUACCCCCGAAUCCCCUGCGGUCCGCAAGAUAUUAAAGAGUGCCAACACAACAUUCGAGGAGUUAGAGAGGUUGAAGAACAUGGCCAAGGCCUGGGAAGAGUUGGGCCCACAGCUCUGGGCUUUCUUCCACAACAGUGUGCAGAUGAACAUGAUCAGGGACACUCUGAGAAACCCAACAGUGAUGCGCUUCAUGGACGACAGUCUGGGGGGCACUGACUUUACCACGAAGGACAUUCUGAACUUCUUAAACAAUGGUCCAGAAGAAGGAAGGGAGACAGGCAUGCCCAACUUUGACUGGAGGAACAUUUUUAACAUCACCGACCAGAUUAUACGCAUGUUCAACCAGUAUGGAGAGUGCAUCAAUCUGGAUAAGUUUGUGGCUUACACGGAUGAGUCCCAGAUGACCCGUCAGGCCUUGUACCUACUGGAGGAGAACAAGUUUUGGGCCGGCGUGGUCUUCAUGGACAUGUUUCCCUGGACCGCAAGUGUACCCUCGCAUGUCAAGUACAAGAUCCGCAUGGACAUUGACGCCGUGGAGCGCACCAACAAGAUCAAAGACAGGUACUGGGACCCUGGCCCCAGAGCAGACCCAAUGGAGGACCAGAAGUACAUCUGGGGAGGCUUUGCCUAUCUGCAGGACAUGAUUGAACACGGCAUCAUCAAGCUUCACACAGGCAACGACUGGCCGCUCGGGGUCUACGUCCAGCAGAUGCCAUAUCCGUGCUAUGUAGACGACCUCUUCAUGAUCACAUUGAACCGGUGCUUCCCCUUGUUCAUGGUGCUGGCCUGGAUCUACUCUGUGUCCAUGACUGUGAAGGGCAUUGUACUGGAGAAGGAGCUGCGCCUCAAGGAGACCCUCAAAGCCAUGGGGGUCGACAACGGAGUCAUUUGGUACACGUGUUUCAUUGACAGCUUCAUCAUGAUGACUACAAGCACGGCGCUGCUCACCUCCAUCAUCAUGGGCGGAAAGGUGCUGAAUUACAGCAACCCCAUCCUUGUCUUCUUUUUCCUGCUGACUUUUACUGUCGCCACCAUCAUGCAGUGUUUCCUGAUGAGUGUGUUCUUCAACAAGGCCAACCUGGCAGCUGCCUGCAGCGGCAUCAUAUACUUCACCCUCUAUCUGCCGCAUAUCCUCUGCUUUGCCUGGCAGGACCGCAUCACCAGGAACAUGAAGUUGGCUGCUAGCUUGUUGUCUCCAGUAGCCUUUGGCUUUGGGACGGAGUAUCUGUCGCGGUAUGAGGAGCAGGGUUUGGGUCUCCAGUGGGACAACAUCCAGACCAGCCCUUUAGAGAAAGACACCUACUCCUUCCUCACAUCCAUCCUCAUGAUGGUGUUUGAUGCUGUCCUCUACGCCAUCCUGGCCUGGUAUCUGGACAAUGUCUUCCCAGGGCAGUAUGGCAUUGGUCGACCAUUUUACUUCCCAUUCCAGCCCUCAUACUGGCAAAAUCCCGCACCCUCUCAUACAGAAAUGGCUGAUCCAGAUGCUGAGAAACCUGAGCAAGACAAUGUGGCGAAGGAUGCUGAGAGCCAGGGCACACCAGAGACACACACCUGUAAUGGUUCAGCUGACAGGAAAGCCUGUAAGCACCAAAGUAAGAGGGAGCAACUGGAGAGAGAGAGGGAGCUGCUGAGACGACAAGGGGAAACUCCAAACCAGGAGGAGGAGUGUCAGGAGUCAGGGAUGGAAGGUCAGAUGUUCUUUGAGAACGACCCAUUGGGCCUGGUGAUGGGGGUGCAGAUUAAGGACCUGGUGAAGGUGUUUGACAGAAGCACUCGUCCAGCUGUCAACUGUCUCAACAUUAAUUUCUAUGAAAGCCAGAUCACAUCCUUCUUGGGGCACAAUGGGGCUGGAAAAACCACCACUAUGUCAAUCCUGACUGGCCUGUACCCUCCUACAUCUGGCACAGCCUACAUUAAUGGAAGAGACAUUCGGACCGACAUGGACAUCAUCCGCUCCUCGAUGGGGAUGUGCCCGCAGUACAACAUCCUCUUCAAACAUCUCACAGUGGAGGAGCACAUCCUGUUCUACUCACUGCUAAAGGGUCGGACUCAGGAGGAGGCGGAGAGGGAGGUUGAGGACAUGCUGGUGGACCUUGGGCUGCCUCACAAGAGAGACGAUGAGGCUCAGAACCUUUCAGGCGGCAUGCAGAGGAAACUGUCAGUUGCCAUGGCAUUUGUUGGCGGAUCAAAAGUCGUGAUCCUGGACGAACCCACCUCAGGAGUGGACCCCUACUCCAGGAGAUCCAUUUGGGACCUCCUACUAAAAUACAGAGCUGGCCGGACUGUAAUUCUGUCCACUCACCACAUGGACGAGGCCGACCUGCUGAGUGACCGCAUCGCCAUCAUCUCCAAAGGACAACUCCACUGUUGCGGAUCGCCCCUCUUCCUCAAGAACUGCUUUGGAGUUGGUUUCUAUUUGACACUCGUACGCCGAAUGAAGGAUCUGAAGAAGAAGGAGAACGAUUGCGACUGUGCCUCAGACUGCUCCUGUUCCUGCUCCAUCUGUACCAGAUACAAAGAUCAGUCUCAGAACCAGUUCCAGCAUCUAGACAGAGUUCUAGAUGGGGAUAUAGACAGCAUCACUGGUCUCAUCCACCACCACGUCCCUGAAGCCAAGCUGAUCGAGACGAUUGGCCAGGAGAUGACCUAUCUGCUCCCCAAUAAGGGCUUCAAACAUCGAGCGUAUGCCAGCCUGUUUAGGGAGCUGGAGGAGACACUAGCCGACAUGGGCCUCAGCAGCUUCGGCAUCUCUGAUACAUCGCUGGAGGAGAUAUUCAUAAAGGUCACUGCAGAUGGAGAAGCAGCGAAUAAUGCCACCACUCCUGAACCUAAUGGUGUGACGCAGACUAACGGCAUAACCCAUGGUGCAUCAGAUAGCAGUGAAGGAAAGGGCUCCAGGCAGGUGAAAGGGGCCACUCUGAUCCUGAAGCAGUUUCAUGCGCUGCUGGUGAAGAGGUUUCACCACGCCAUAAGAAGCCAGAAAGAGUUCCUGGCACAGAUCGUCCUUCCUGCCAGUUUUGUCCUAAUAGCUCUGAUAUUCACCACGAUCGUCCCUCCGUUUGGAGAGUAUCCAAGUCUGACUCUGACCCCCUGGAUGUACGGACAGCAAUUCACCUUCUUCAGUAACGAGCAACCAUUUGACCCCACAAUGAAACGCUUCACAGAGCGCUUACUGAGCAGACCAGGCCUGGGGACACGCUGUAUGGAAGGAGAAUCACUAGGAAUGCCCUGUAGUAACAGCACAUCAGAGUGGCAGGAUCCUGACGUCUCUCCUCUAGUCAGCAACAUCUUACAGAGUCCUGAGUGGAACCAGAGGAACCCGUCUCCUUCCUGCCAGUGCAGCUCCAGUAAGAAGCUUACCAUGAUGCCCAUCUGUCCCAUCGGAGCAGGCGGCCUGCCACCUCGCCAGCGGACCGAGGCCACGGGAGACACAAUGCUGAACCUGACGGACAGGAACAUCUCUGACUACCUGGUUAAAACCUACCCCAGUAUCAUCAGAGCCAGUUUGAAGAGCAAAUACUGGGUGAAUGAACAAAGAUAUGGCGGCCUGUCGGUUGGAGGACAGCUUCCCAUCCUGGACGUCAAACCCAAAGACAUUCAGAAUGUUUUCCACCAACUGGGAAGAAUGCUCAACAUCACAGCGGGUUACUAUUCUGGACUUGCACUCAGGGAAAUUGGUCCUUUCUUACGAUACAUGGAAAGUGAAUUCAAUAUAAAGGUUUGGUAUAAUAACAAAGGCUGGCACGCUAUGGUGGCCUUCAUGAAUGUGGCCAAUAACGCCAUUCUGCGGGCCUUCCUGCCUCCGUCUGCCAAACCUGUCGAUUUUGGCAUCACCGCCGUCAACCACCCUCUGAACCUCACCAAAGAGCAGCUUUCCGAAGUCACAGUGUUGACCACUUCAGUAGACGCUGUGGUGGCAAUCUGCGUCAUUUUCGCCAUGUCCUUCAUCCCUGCCAGCUUCGUCCUCUACCUCAUCCAGGAGCGUGUGACCAAGGCCAAGCACCUACAGUUUGUCAGUGGGGUCAGCCCUUUAGUGUACUGGGUGGCCAACUUCUUCUGGGACAUGGUUAACUACAGUCUCAGCACUGCAUUGGUGGUUGGCAUUUUCAUGGCUUUUGACAAAAAGUGUUACACAUCACCAUCCAACCUGCCAGCACUAAUAGCACUGCUUCUACUAUAUGGGUGGUCAGUGACGCCCAUGAUGUAUCCCAUGUCCUACUUAUUCAACAUCCCAAGUACUGCAUAUGUGUCCCUGUCCUGCAUCAACCUGUUCAUAGGCAUCAACAGCAGCGCUAUCACCUUCAUCCUGGAGCUUUUUGAAAACAAUCGGUCCUUAUUGAUGUUCAAUGAGUGGCUAAAGAAAUGCCUGCUGGUGCUCCCUCACUUCUGCCUGGGGCGAGGACUGAUAGACAUGGCCAUGAACCAGGCUGUUACUGAUGUUUAUGCCAGAUUUGGUGAAGAGUACACACAAGACCCUUUCCGGUGGGACUUUGUGGGGAAAAAUGUUGCUUUCAUGGCAGUGGAAGGCUUAGUCUACUUCAUUAUCAAUCUUCUGAUCCAGUAUCGUUUCUUCUUGGACCACUGGUUAUCAGACAAAAACCAGACUCCAAUACAAGAUGAGGAUGAUGACGUGGCAGCAGAGAGGCGAAGAAUUUAUGACGGAGGGAGCAAGACAGACAUCCUGCAGCUCAGAGACCUCUCUAAGACGUAUGUGGGCAGGAAGAGGGCAGCUGUGGACCGGAUUUGCGUUGGUGUCCCUGCAGGAGAGUGCUUCGGCCUCUUGGGAGUUAAUGGAGCUGGAAAGACGACGACCUUCAAAAUGCUGACUGGUGACACUGAUGUCACCUCUGGGGAGGCUACUGUGGUUGGUUACAGCAUCCUGAAUGAGAUUCUGGACGUGCACCAGAACAUGGGCUACUGCCCUCAAUUUGAUGCCAUCGACGAGCUCCUAACCGGCAGGGAGCAUCUGUACCUCUACGCUCGUCUCAGAGGGGUACCUGAGUCAGAGAUCCGCAGAGUGGCAGAGUGGGGCAUCCAGAAGCUGGGUCUGACAGAGUAUGCCAGCCGCUGUGCAGGGACCUACAGUGGAGGCAACAAGCGCAAACUCUCCACAGCCAUCGCCAUGAUUGGUUGCCCAGCGCUGGUGCUUCUGGAUGAGCCCACGACAGGGAUGGACCCCCACUCCCGGCGCUUCCUGUGGAAUGCCAUCAUGAGUGUCAUUCAAGACGGCAGGGCUGUGGUGCUAACAUCACACAGUAUGGAGGAGUGUGAAGCCCUCUGCACUCGACUGGCCAUCAUGGUCAAUGGGACCUUCAAGUGUCUGGGUACCAUCCAGCAUCUCAAAUACAAAUUUGGUGACGGCUACGUCGUGACUAUGAAAAUCAAGGCAGCUAAACCGGGCUUGUCCCCAGAUCUGGAGCCUGUCGAGAGCUUCAUCGAGAGCUCUUUCCCCGGCUGUGUUCAGAGGGAGAAGCACUACAACACGCUGCAGUAUGAGAUAGCCGCCUCCUCCCUUGCCAGAAUAUUUCAGCUGGUGGUGGCCAAUAAAGAAAGGCUCAGCAUCGAAGACUACUCUGUUUCCCAGACAACACUGGACCAGGUGUUUGUCAACUUUGCCAAGCAACAGACGGGAGAGGAUGAGGACAUUACAUUACACAGACGAACAGCAGGUGGAAGAAAAGACAUCAAGAUCUCGCCAGUGCAGAGGAAAACUUGAGAAUGUCACCUGUGAAUGUACAGAAACACAGAUGUAAAGGUGUUACUUUUUGGGGAAGCAAUAUACCUUUCCACAUUCCACAAAUUCAAAAGCCACCUUUAAUAUUUUACUAGCCAAAUUGCUUUUUAGAGUUGAGACGAGCCUGGCCAGUUACCUGCCAAAGUGACUGCUAGAACAGUUCGUUUUUACAGCCACAGACAAACUUUACAAGCCUUUGGCUGCAAACACAGAGGUAAUCUUCCUCACUAUUAUAAAAAACAAGCAUGUCUGGCACAAGACUUCAAAUCAUGUGUAUUAACAGCAGAAACCGAUGCAAAAACAAAAUACAUGGGAAAGAACAAUUUUUGCCUGGAUUGACUGGCUUGUAUAAAUGUGUAUAUAUUUGUGUAACGAACACUUAAGCACCUUAGAAGCAGUAUUUUUUAAUGGUUACAUUAAAUGCACACACCUCAAUUUUUGUGACAUAUGUAAACAAAUUUAAUUUAACAUUGGUUAUCUGUUUUUCCAAUACACAUUUACUAUCGUUUCCAUCCUUUUACUGAAGUAUUCUUUGUCUGCUGUAUUUCAUACAUUGCCAUGUUAUGUUGUUCUCCAGUGUCACUACAAAAAUAGCACAAACUAUUCCUCUUGAAGGAUUACAUUUAAGGGAAACAAAGGUAGUUAGAUUAAUAUAGCUGUUGAUGGAGGAAUUAUAUUUUGUAUCUGACCAAAGAAAACUUUAACAUGCUUUAUACUUUAUGCUCUGCGCUCUCGUGACUAGCUGAUUUGUACUGCAUCAUGAGUCCCAAAUAAAACUCUCCAAAGUUUCAUAA
Micropterus salmoides (largemouth bass) is the source of this 7724-nucleotide messenger RNA. Its product is annotated as retinal-specific phospholipid-transporting ATPase ABCA4-like. Gene Ontology annotation, cellular component: membrane; intracellular membrane-bounded organelle. Gene Ontology annotation, biological process: transmembrane transport; lipid transport. The transcript is spliced from 48 exons. NCBI's taxonomy places the organism in Eukaryota, Metazoa, Chordata, Actinopteri, Centrarchiformes, Centrarchidae. The coding region runs from base 1 to 6912 and encodes 2303 amino acids. The record is from RefSeq and is a predicted model, not a curated record. Gene Ontology annotation, molecular function: lipid carrier activity; ATP binding; ABC-type transporter activity.